Molecule: messenger RNA, 1050 nt
Organism: Cucurbita pepo subsp. pepo (vegetable marrow)
Lineage: Eukaryota; Viridiplantae; Streptophyta; Magnoliopsida; Cucurbitales; Cucurbitaceae
Product: ubiquitin carboxyl-terminal hydrolase 3
Biological process (GO): protein deubiquitination; ubiquitin-dependent protein catabolic process
Cellular component (GO): cytoplasm
Molecular function (GO): cysteine-type deubiquitinase activity
Source: RefSeq, a predicted model, not a curated record
AUGUGUCGCUGUUGGAUUGAUUUCGAUCUGAAGCCCUAAACGAGCAUUGAAGAAGCUUUUAGCCUUCCAUUUCUGUAAUUGUUGUGUACUAGAAGAAGCUCCGAAGACGACAAUGGCUACCAUAGACGAAAGCCCUUCGGCUAAGCGAUGGCUUCCUCUUGAAGCUAACCCUGAUGUUAUGAACCAGUUUCUUUGGGGUCUUGGUCUUCCCGAAGAUGAAGCAGAGUGCAACGAUGUUUAUGGCUUGGAUGAAGCACUCUUGAGCAUGGUGCCUAAGCCUGUACUGGCGGUUCUGUUCCUUUAUCCCAUAACCCAAAAGAGUGAAGAAGAGAGACUGCAGCAGGACAAAGAUGCAAAGAAGGAUCAUAGUGAUCGAGUAUACUUUAUGAAACAAACGGUUGGCAAUGCCUGUGGAACUAUUGGACUUCUUCAUGCCAUAGGGAACGUUACUUCAGAGAUCAAGCUUUCCGAGGGAUCAUUCUUGGAUAGGUUCUACAAGUCUACCAGAAGCAUGGACCCAAUGGAGCGUGCAGUAUUUCUCGAGAAAGACAGAGAAAUGGAAGUUGCACAUUCGGUAGCAGCUACUGCUGGAGAAACGGCGCCUCCAGAAAACGUCAAUACUCACUUUAUCUGCUUCACAUGUGUGGAUGGGAAACUUUAUGAGCUCGACGGGAGAAAGUCGGGACCAAUAUCACAUGGUGUAUCAUCCCCUAGCAGUCUAUUAGAGGAUGCAGCUGAAGUCAUAAAGGGCAUGAUCUCAAAAAAUCCCGACUCCCUGAGCUUCAACGUCAUUGCCGUUUCGAAGAAAGUUGGGGACACAUCUUAAGGCGAACAGGUUCGAUCUUACUUAGUCUUACAUCAAUGACCAACUCCUAGGCCUAGUUUUCGCCAUUUCUAUUAGGAAUCAUUUACAAGUAGCCACAUGAAUAUGUAUGUGAAUCUGUUUUGCCUGAGACAAACAAGGUGUUCACCACUUGCAUUGAACUUUCUUUUGUGGUUUUAGAAUUUGCUAUUUGACAAUAGAAAAGUUGUGUUCAUUGCUUACAAACA